Messenger RNA from Perca fluviatilis (European perch), 2617 nucleotides. RefSeq names its product interleukin 12 receptor subunit beta 1 (gene il12rb1). Gene Ontology annotation, biological process: cytokine-mediated signaling pathway. Bases 45 to 2066 code for a protein of 673 amino acids. The transcript is spliced from 15 exons. NCBI's taxonomy places the organism in Eukaryota, Metazoa, Chordata, Actinopteri, Perciformes, Percidae. Gene Ontology annotation, cellular component: external side of plasma membrane. Gene Ontology annotation, molecular function: protein binding; cytokine receptor activity. The record is from RefSeq and is a predicted model, not a curated record.
GUUACAUGAAGCCAGGUUGAAUACAUGGACUCACACACUGAAGAAUGAGCCUUCGAGACUUUCCACAAUACCUCAUGGAAACACUGAAAUGCUUGAGUUCACUACAUAAAUACGUUGUUGUGUUUAUGUUCCUUACAGCAGUCAGCAAAGGGUCAGCAUGUCAGGCUCCUUCCAGUCCUGAGUGCUUCAGAAGAAAGGCUGAUGAGACUGUUUACUUGUGUGAAUGGAGCAUGAAUACGACUGAGAGCGAUGUGACAUUUGUCCUUUACAUUGAUAAAGAAAAAAUUAGGAACAUUAAGCAGACCUGGUCUCAGGUCAACGAGGAGAAGCUUAUCAAAAAUCGAUCAGUUGACAUUUGGGUGGAAGCUCGCGCAGGAAACUCCAGCUGCACGUCGCCCAGGAGGUCUGUUGUACUUGGGGACACAGUUAAGUAUGCAGCACCACGAAAUAUUUCCAUGUCCUGGUUAAAAAACAACCUCAGCUUAAGAUGGAGGGCUGAAGAGGCGCAUCCAGCUUUAGCCGAGAUCCAGUUCCGACGAAAUGACGACCCCGCAGAAUCAUGGGAAAAAAGAACAACACAUACCACCAGUUACACAUACAAUGCCACUGUUGAGAAUCUGUUGAAGGAUUCAGCUUACAAGGUUAAAAUCAGACAUCGGUCCACUCAUGCCCGAAACCCACUGUGGAGCGGCUGGUCAUUUGUGACUGUUCCUGCAGAGCUUGAACAAAAACCUGAAGUUACCAUGGCAAUACAACUUUUAAAUGGCACUCGAAAGGUGACGUUAACGUGGAAGCCGAUGCCACAUGCAGCUGCAGCCAGUGGAGUGAAUUACAACCUGAACGACACACAGUCUUCUCAUGGAUGUCAUUGUCAGGGAAACAGAUAUCCCCAAAACACAUCUGAAAAUAGACACACCACUCAUGUCUCGUUCUCUGCCGUCAACAUCUCUGUUAUCGCCAAAAACGCAGCAGGGUAUUCUCCAACAGCAAUCGUACAAAUUCCAGCCGAAGUUGCUACAGAUUUAAAAAUUUGUGACAAAACAUUACUGAAUGAAACAUUAAAUAAGACAACUUGCCUUGAGUUGUACGAGCUUCAAGAUGGGGAUUCCAUGCCAGAAAAUGUGAUCACAUUAACAGGAAGGAAGAAGAAUAAAAAUAAAGCGAAGCAAAUAAGAAAGAACAUAAAGAACUACGUUCGCUACCUUUACUUUGAACACAGAUGUAAUGGUGGGAAACCGCAGACAGUUAAAAUGUGCAUCUUUUAUAAAAAGGAGGGUGUUCCGAGCAAAAAACCUCAGGACUUAAUUUCUUUUAGUGAAACACACACUUCUGUUAACUUGUCUUGGAAAGCGAUUCCCUUUGCAGACCAGAAAGGUUACCUCACGCACUACCGCCUCUGCAGCGUGACCAUCAGCUCACAGGAUGUGUCGAAAGCGUGCUUUAACAUAUCAGCCUCACUGAUGAAAUACCGUCUGGAAAACUUGGCACCGGGUGCUAAAUACAACAUCAGCCUGGCUGGAAUGACACGAGUGGGGGAAGGACCUGAAGCUACAGUAAUGAUCAACACGCUGCCAGAGAAGCCUGUGAAUGUGUGGUGGAGUCUUGGCUUGCUGUUUCUGUUCUUUUUCAUGACCACAGUGUGCACCUGUAUCUUUAAGAGAAUCAAAAGCAAGGUCCUCCCUCCUGUGCCGACACCUGUUAUUCCAGAUUUCAUUCCUUAUCAACCAGAGAGUCAGGAGUUACUGGAGAGAAAGGAGGAGGUGCAUGAGCUGACGCUGCACCAGCUACUUCCAGAGGGCAAGUCUGUCCCUGAGGACGCAGAGGAGACCGAUGUCCUCACAGGAGAGUGGGAUAGUGGCACUGACGAGGACGUGGAGAACAAGAGGGGUGAUUCACGGAUGUCAGGAGGAUCCAGUGAUCAAUCUUUGGAUCCCAGCUCCACAGAUGAGGCACUGAGGAUCUCCAGAGAAGGAGAAAUGGCGGAUCUCGAACAAGUGGACAACGAGAUCGCCAUGCUGAUAUACAGGAAUGGUUUGGUCUUCGAUGUAAAGACGGACUCGCCUUAAUCUCUAUCUCUCUUGGCAACGGGACAAGAUUUUGGUAUCGGAAGCGUUUCUGUUUUCCGUUUGUAGUCCAAGUAGUAUUGACCAAUCAUCUUUAGCGGGCUUUGGUUGCAUGCAGGUAAACAGUGGAGAGCAAAAGAGGCAGAACGCAUUGGCCGAAAUGCAAUCUUGGAACCCAUCAGCUGUCGUCUGACCAAGAUUUAGCAGAUGUCUGUUUAUAGAGACAUCAUCUCUGAACUCCAACUCCAUUCUCAUGUCUCAAGGUGCUAAUCGGACCCAGCACACGGAAAAGGAAGUCUUGGCCUGGAUAUCUGUUAUCCGGAUAUCCGCUGGCUACACCGGAACCCCAGAAAAAUGGUCCGUUGCCCCCAGUGGCUAAAUUAGAUCAGACCGAUGGGUUACGAGAUUGGACUGGCCUCAAAAUGGAUUUAACUGGUUUUACUGCCUCAUAGCACAAAAUUGUAACUAACAUAUCAAGGGUCGACAUAUUUGUUGACUUACACUAAAGACUGGAAGCAGUGCUUAAUUUGUAAAGUGGGAAGUCCCGGAGCGUA